AACCGAUAUAUUAUUUCUGUGACUAUUGUUUAUAUUUAUUUACUGUUAGCAAAUUUUCAUUUAUGUGUAUGUUAUUUCUGUUUAUUCUAUAAUAAUUCCUUAGUAAUCUCGCAAUUUUUCUCGAAUGUGUACGCGAUAUUCUCGCUUGCGCGUUUAACGCAUUAAACUCUCCGUCAGGAAGGGUAAUCGUAUCUCCGCCGCUUGACACGCGCAUUACUCUUUCGUAUACACAAGAAAGCUGUCGGGGUGAUAUUGGAUAACAGGAUGUCUCGUAAAUCUAAGAGUGCAUAUAUUAACGGUUUUUAGCUUCUUAUAUUGCCGUGCACAGGACAAAUUGAAAGCUUAGAGAUUGUCCAGACAUCUUUUUCAUUCUACAAAGCGUAUCCUUAGAUGCAAUGAUGAUCCAUACUUUUCAACAAUUUGCCAUUGGCGUUACGAUAUACGCGACUAUAAUCUGUGGAGCACCCAUCGGAGAUCUUGAGAGUAUCUUUCUGCGUAUUUAUGUUGGAACUACUAUGAAUGAAUACGUCGAUUACUCGCUAAAAAAUACCGCCGCGCUCCUAUCUCGAAUACAAUACAACAAACCGACAGUAUUGUAUAUUCACGGUUAUACGGAACAUCUGGAGAAAGAGAGCGCACGAACGGUAGUGCAAGCUUACUUGAAGCGAAAUGACCACAACAUCAUCGCAGUAGAUUAUGGUAAACUGGUGAGCAAUUCGUAUAUGAAAGCUGUGAGAAACGCUCCUCAUGUUGCAGCCGCUCUCACAGUAACUCUCGAUAAGAUGAUAGCGUCGGGUUUCGAUUCAGAAAAGCUACACAUCGUGUCACACUCUUUAGGCAGCCAAGUCGCCGGCUAUAUUGGCAGAAGUGUCAGUUUUCAGAUUCCUAGGAUUACGGGAUUGGAUCCCGCCGGUCCCCUUUUCAAUUUUCUUGAGCCUUGUCUCACGUUCUCCGAUGCUCGUUUCGUAGAUAUCAUACACACGGAUUUUAGAUUUUAUGGUAUUGCUAAGAUCACAGGCACGGUGGACUUUUUCCCGAACGGUGGUCAACGUGUACAGCCUGGCUGUCCGUUAAACACUACGAUCAACACCAAAGAAGAUUAUUGCAGUCAUCAUCGUUCCUGGAAAUUCUAUGCCGAGUCGCUGACCGAUGAAUCGGCCUUUCUGGGCGUAGAAUGCUCUUCGCUAUCUCACUUUUAUUCCGGCAAAUGUAAUAGUAAUACACGAAUUAUCAUGGGAUACGGCACUCCAAGCAACGCACAAAGAAGCAUUUAUUUAGUGACGGCCGACCAAAGUCCUUUCGGGUUGCACGAGAAAGGGACUCAUCCAUAAUCGAGAGUUGACUGUAUAAUUAAAUUGCAAUAUUAAAAAAAAAUAUACCGCAAGAUCUAGAAUAGCGAACCCUCAUACUAAUAAAAAAAAAAAAAAAAAAAACGUCUAGUACAUCGUUCUCUGCAACGCGCGUACUCCACAUCAUGCUAUAUUCAUAGCAUAUUAAUGAAGAAUUGAGUACAAUGUGUCUUAUUUCUUGUAAUAUACAGUUAUAAUCAUCGCUGUAUUAUUUUACAUAUUGAUUUUGCUUCCGUCACAUACAAUAGCGGUUUUUCCAUUAAUUCAAUUCUCGUUUCAUAGAUCAAUCCAUCUAUCGAUCGUAACAAUGAGAGGUAGCAUUUACGCUAACGUUUAUUUUUAAAAACUUACGAUAAGGCGGAACUAUACAGCCAUGACUUUAAUAGCGUAAAAGAUAGUCUUUAUAAUAUCGUAAUGUCUCAAUUACAACGAUUAAUAAAACUUAUUUAUGCAUGAAUUAU
Messenger RNA from Formica exsecta, 1810 nucleotides. RefSeq names its product phospholipase A1 member A-like. The transcript has 7 exons. The record is from RefSeq and is a predicted model, not a curated record. Lineage: Eukaryota; Metazoa; Arthropoda; Insecta; Hymenoptera; Formicidae. The coding region runs from base 396 to 1331 and encodes 311 amino acids. Gene Ontology annotation, molecular function: lipase activity.